AAGCGCAGGUCACGUGAGCAACGGCCUCCUUCCUGCACGACGAAAGGAGCGCGCCUUCGAAUUGCCGACGCUCCCGGGUGCUUACUGUUUUCUUCGGUCCGGUCGUUACGCGGAGUGCUGCGAGAAGGAAGACCGUAGCCGUCAAUCGCCGGCCGGCGGUCUGCUGCGUCGUCCCGUCGUUCGCAAGCUUUAGCCACUUAACAGCCGAGCAGGAAGGAAGGAGAAGGUUCGACUGUGUGGUUCGAGCGAGCGCACCCGCUCGGCGAUGGACGGAGCGCGGCCAAGCGCUUAGCGGAAGUACAAGACGACAGGCGCCUGCUUGUCGUCGCUUGACUGCGACGAUGAUGGACGCCUUCAGCCCCAACUUGACGGAGGACUCGUAUAAAAUGAGCGAGGAUGACAUCAGGCGGUUAAUCAAGUUCAGAGCCUCCAACGAACUUCUCUUCACCGGAAAGAGAAACUCUGCCAAGAUAGCUUGGAGCGUCAUCUUGAGGGCUUUGGACCUGCAAGGGAAGUUGACAGCUGAGCAGAUCGCCAAAAAGUGGGACAACCUGCGCUCCAAAUACAAGGACCUGAAGCAGCCCGACCAAUCGGCGGAUGGGGAGCAGCCGGGCGGCGGCGCCGAGUCGUGGCCGUGGUUCCGCAUGAUGGACGACGCCAUGCGCGGUCGCCUGUACAACAGCCGCAUGGCGCUGGGCCUGCCCGGCGACGGUCGGCGGCGGGACGACGACAACGACGUCCUGGAGUUCCUCAUCAAGACCGAGAUGGACGACUCGGCUGCCGCAGAGAGCGCGGACGGCGGCGAGUCUGCCGAGGGUCUUCCCGUGGGCUGGAGGAGGAUGAGCGAGUGCUCCUACAAAAUGUCAGAAGAGGAGACAGAACGUCUCAUCAAAAUUCGCGCCGCCAACGAGGCCAUCUUCACCGGCAAGAAAAACUCCGCCAAGCUGGCGUGGAGGGCCGUGCUCCACGAGCUGGGCCUUCAGGGCAAGCUGAGCACCGAGCAGCUGGCCAAGAAGUGGGACAACCUGAAGAGGCGCUACAAGGAGCUGAAGUUCCCCUCGCGCGGCGUGGAGUCCAACCCGAGCUCGUGGCCGUGGUUCCAGAGCAUGGACGACGCCAUGGAGGGGCGUCUGGCGGGUGCCGCGCCCGCUUUGGCGCCCGUCUUCGUCGCCGAGGACGAAGACUGCGAGAUGCUGCUGUCGCCGGCGCCGAGGAAGCGAGCCCGCAGGAGUCGCACCGGGAUGGCCGAGUUCCUCAGCGAGUCGGAGUUGGACAUGCUGAUCUGCGGCCACGACAAAAGCGCUUCCUUGGCUUUGGGCGACCUCCGGCGCAGCGUGGCCGACCUCGGCUACAGACUGACGGAUGAGGACAUCCGAAAACUGGUGGAGCUGCGAGCCGCCAACGAAGCCCUCUUCACAGGACGCAGGAACAGCGCCAAGCCCGCCUGGAGGGCCAUCGUGAAGGAGAUGGGUCUGACGGGAAAGAUCACACCCGAUCAGGUGGCCAAGAAGUGGGACAACCUCAAGACCAAGUUCAAGGACCUGAAGUUCCCCCCUCAGGGGGCGGAGCCCCAAGGCGGAGCGGCGUCCUGGCCGUGGUUCCAGCUGAUGAGCGACGCCCUGGAGGGUCGGCUCGCGGGCAAGGGGGUCCAGGUGGCGCCGGUCUGGAGCGGCGAGGACGACGCCGUCUCGGGUUCGCCCCCCUCGGCCGACGCCCCGGAGGCGGCCAUCUACGAGAUGGACGACGCCCGAGCGGUCGCCGACCUCUGCCGCUCCGAUGACAGCAUCACCUACAUCGACGCCAGCGGAGAGGAAUGCGCUGCCCCUCCCGAGCUCGCCUACAAAAUGAGUGAGCAGGACACUCGGCGCUUGAUCACGCUGAGAGCCGCCAACGAGGAUCUCUUCACCGGCAGGAGGAACGCCGCCAAGGCCGCUUGGAAGGCCAUCAUCCAGCAGCUGGACCUCCAAGGGAAGGUGUCCACCUACCAGGUGGCCAAAAAGUGGGACAAUCUCAAACGCAGGUUUAAGGACCUGAAGUACCCCCCCACGGGUAUGGACAACAUGGCGGAGGGCGCCGCUUCCUGGCCGUGGUUCCACCUGAUGAACGACGCCAUGGAGGGUCGCCUGGUGUGCGACGGCGCCCCCCUCCCGGUCCCCGUCGGCGGGCCCGAGCCGCCGGUGGGGGGCGGUGAGGACCGGGCUGUCCUGGAGCAGCAGCGAGCGGCCUUGGAGCAGGAGCGGAUGGCACUGGACCAAGAGCGGGCGUCGGCAAGAGCGGAGCGCGAGUGGCUGGAGAGGGAACGGGUGGCGCUGGAGCGGGAUCGCGCCCUGCUGGAGCUGGAGAGGGCGGCGCUGGGCCGGGAAAGGGAACUUCUGGACCAGAGGUCCGUCAUGCUCUCCGCGGACACGCACUCCGGACAUAUCGGGGCCAUCAUGUAGACUGUGAACGUCUUUGACCACGUUUGCUCGACUGGGAAGCGCUCGCUACGUUCGUCACACGGUUCUUCAACAUCUUUGUCAGGCACCCGAGUGUUUUUUUUAUUUUGGCGACCUGACGCGGCGGCGUCCCACACGUGUUGCCUUAAAAGACAAUUGACACCAGACAACACUUUGUAUUUAUGUCAUUUCGAAUGGAGGCGGGGCUUUACGUUGUGCCUCCUGAAUAUUGACUUUUACUUUUAUGUUAAAGAGUAAAAAUGUUAUCAGAAUCUGCUGUUCUUCUUGUGAUGACAUUUGUGACAUUUUUACUUUAGCAGGUUUUUACUUUUGCCUAUUAAUCAUUUAAGAACUAAUUUAACUUG
Messenger RNA from Syngnathus acus (greater pipefish), 2800 nucleotides. RefSeq lists its product as uncharacterized. The record is from RefSeq and is a predicted model, not a curated record. Bases 342 to 2438 code for a protein of 698 amino acids. The transcript has 13 exons. Lineage: Eukaryota; Metazoa; Chordata; Actinopteri; Syngnathiformes; Syngnathidae.